This is a messenger RNA of Geodia barretti, 345 nucleotides long. NCBI's taxonomy places the organism in Eukaryota, Metazoa, Porifera, Demospongiae, Tetractinellida, Geodiidae. The record is from the annotation of a GenBank genome assembly.
UUGGCAACACCUCGCAUCAAAAAACUACGACGAGUCUAUGGAUUUGAUGAAGUCGCAAUCGUUCCGGGAGAGGUUACCAUCAAUCCCGAGUUGGUGAGUACGGACUUCCCGAUUGACGGCAUUACACUGAAAAUGCCGGUGCUUGCUUCCGCAAUGGACGCGGUUGGAUCGCCCAAAUUCGUGGGGAAAAUGAACGAAUUGGGAGGACUCGGGGUAAUGAACCUCGAAGGUGUGCAGGCGCGGUAUGAUGACCCGGAUGAGAUUCUAAACCUGAUUGUCACCACGCCGCAGGACGAGGUUACGAGCCUGCUGCAAAAGCUCUACACGGCACCCCAUACGACCUGA